Messenger RNA from Galleria mellonella (greater wax moth), 1846 nucleotides. RefSeq names its product zinc finger protein 227-like. Gene Ontology annotation, biological process: regulation of transcription by RNA polymerase II. Gene Ontology annotation, molecular function: RNA polymerase II cis-regulatory region sequence-specific DNA binding; zinc ion binding; DNA-binding transcription factor activity. Gene Ontology annotation, cellular component: nucleus. The record is from RefSeq and is a predicted model, not a curated record. The transcript has a single exon. NCBI's taxonomy places the organism in Eukaryota, Metazoa, Arthropoda, Insecta, Lepidoptera, Pyralidae. Bases 300 to 1682 code for a protein of 460 amino acids.
AUUUAAUGUAUUACAAAUUUAGUUUAUAUUGGUCCUUAGAAUCACAGAAAAGUGAACAAUGACAAUGGCAUGAUAUUGACAUUUCAUUAAAUGUCACGAUAGCAUAUACCUCUACAAAACAAAAUACUUUUCUGUUUUGUCUUAGAUUCGUAAUGAUUUUUUAUUAUUCUUUAUAAUUUAUUAAAUUAGUUUGUAACAAAUUUGCUUUAAUUUUCAAUGUUAAAUAUUACACUACAGUGUAAUAUUGAACUAGAAGUUUAGAUUUCAACACUAUUCAUUGAUUUGUAUAAAACUCCAAAAUGGACUUGAAACUGUGCAGAAUUUGUUUAAAAGAAAACGGUAGGAUCUCAUUAUUUGAAAAGUGUGAAAAUGCUAUGAUAUACAGUGCUAAAAUAAUGCAAUGUGUUAAUAUAAACAUAACUGAAGGUGAUGGUUUACCAAACUCCAUGUGUGAUAGCUGCGCCAACGAACUGGAUGUGUCGUACAGAUUCGUGCGAAAGUGUGAGGCAUCCGACCGAGCUCUCCACUGCCUGUCUGUCAUUGAAGUAAAACUGGAAGAGAUCAAAAGCGAAGAUAUUAAUAAUGAAUUAAAUCUCAGCGUGGAUAGUGAUGUAUAUUUGGACGAUUUUACGAAACUCGAUACGCCGGAACCAGAGUCAGAUGAAAGUCAGCAUCAAAUAAAACACAAAAGAAAAAAACGUACUAAGAAUGGACCAAUACAGUGUGUCGUAUGUGGCAUGAUGAAGAUCUCCCAUUCAGCUAUGGAGAUACAUAUGAGAUCACAUACUGGUGAGAAGCCAUACCCAUGCCAAAUUUGUAAAGCCAUGUUUAAAACUAAAGGCUCCUUAAAAAGACACAACGAAACCAGGCAUUUGGAUAGGGAAAGAAAAUUCACAUGUGAAACUUGUGGCAAUAGUUUUUAUAGGAAAAAUGAUAUUAUUAUACAUAUGAGAGUGCAUACUGAUGAGAGGCCAUACUCUUGCACGUUUUGCACUAAAAAAUUUAGACAAAUUGCGUCACUGAAUCGUCAUAAACGAAUACACACUGGCGAAAAGCCAUACUCUUGUCCGAUUUGUGCUAAGAAAUUCUCAGACUCGUCUCUCGUGAACAAACAUCUGACUGUGCAUACAGAUGAGAAGAAACAUACCUGCCACCUGUGCAGCAAGUCUGUAAAGAGCAAAAGUGCACUCAGGACUCAUUUGAGUCUCCAUUCUAAUGAAAAACAGAACAUUUGCAACUUUUGUGGCUUAGCUUUUUCAAUGAAAGGCAACCUACAAACACAUAUACGAAGGAUCCAUUCAGAGAAAUCGGGUGAAUGUUCAGUAUGCUUUAAAACAUUCUCCGACUUGGAAGUUCACAUGCGAAAGCACACUGGAGAGAAGCCGUUCAUUUGCAAACUGUGUAACCAGGGAUUUGCUACUAAAAGAAGCCUGUCACAUCACAAGGCCUUCAAACAUGAGAAUGCCAGUAAAUAUAAAUGUUCUAUAGGAGACUGUAGUAGGACUUUCCCAACUGUUAUGAUGCUAGAGUUCCACCUUCUCAAACAGCACACAAAUAAUACUCCGUAUGUGUGCCAACAUUGUUCUAGAGGCUUUUUUCGUACCAGUGAUCUGUCUCGACAUCUUAAAGUUAGCCAUAUGGAUACCCUAGCAAAGAUUCCAUUAAAAUUAAAUGGCACUUAAUUUAUUGUAUUUAUUUAAUAAAUAUAUUAAAAAAAUUGUAUUAAGGAAUAUAAUAUUAUAUAAAGUCAUAGUAUAUGUAAUUGGAGAGAGUUAUAAAACUGUUUAGUUUUAAGUUAUGCUGUACUAGUCAUCAUUAAAAUAAAUUUUUCAAGUUUUAUAUUUUU